AUGGUUGAAUUCAAAGAGUCCAUGAUGAAGGAAUUUGAUAUGACGGACUUGGGUAAGAUGAAGUAUUUUCUUGGUAUUGAGGUAGUUCAGUUUGAUGAUGGUAUAUUCAUCAGUCAUGCGAAGUACGUGAUGGAAGUAUUGAGGCGUUUUGGAAUGGAGCAUAGCAAUUCUGUUGAAAAUCCAAUGGUUCCAGGAUUCAAAAUCUCCAAAGAUGAAAAUGGUAUUGAGAUGGAUGGUUCAUUCUUCAAGCAGCUGAUUGGGAGCAUGAUGUACUUGACCGCUACGAGACCGGAUAUAAUGUAUGCAUUAAGCUUAUUAAGCAGAAGGGGAGGAAGUCAUGAGUUGAUUGGUUUUACUGGCAGCGAUUAUGUCGGAUCAGUGGAAGAUAGAAGAAGCAUCUCAGGCUAUGUUUUUAUGCUAAGUGGAGCAGUUGUGACUUGGUCUUCUCGAAAAUAG
This is a messenger RNA of Lathyrus oleraceus (garden pea), 456 nucleotides long. RefSeq lists its product as uncharacterized. The transcript is spliced from 2 exons. The record is from RefSeq and is a predicted model, not a curated record. Lineage: Eukaryota; Viridiplantae; Streptophyta; Magnoliopsida; Fabales; Fabaceae. The coding region runs from base 1 to 456 and encodes 151 amino acids.